AUGGAGUUUGUUGGACGCGAGGCCGCCGGCGUGGUGUCUGUCGCGUGCAGUUCGUCCUCGCACACGUCCUUUGCGACGCUCUCCGCGCACGGCACUCUCACCCUGUGGGAUCUGCGGCUGCGGCGCCGGAACUAUCUGUCCGUCGACAACCCCAAUGCAGCAGCCAGGACCGAGGCGUCGGAGUUGUGUUACUUUCAAGACCGCCACGCGGCCGUGGCGCUGUGCGGCAACGCGGUCCAGCUCUUCGACACACGCAAGUCGGUUUCUGUGGUCGCCGAGUACGUGCACCCGAAGGAGUGCGUGGCUUUUCUCAAGACGCCGCCGCCGUCGGACGCGGCGACGACACUCCUUGUGGACGAGGACGGUGGCAUGUUCCCUUUCAAUCUUGCUGAUGGUACGAGGACGGAUGUCAUGGAGGCGUACGUGCUGGGGAGACCGUGCGCGCUGCCCACAGGUGAGGACGUGUUGGGACACCUGAGUAACUACUGCAGUGGCCUCCACUGCAUUGAUGUUAGCAGUGGUGGUGGCGGGAGCACCGAAGUUUCUUCUCGCGUGCUCCUCGCGGUCGGCAUGGAUGGCAGCGGAGCACUCUACGCCGGCACGGAGGACAAGGACCACAUCCCCAACAAUACUACUCGCACAAUCGAGCGCGUUCCGUUCUCUGUUAUGGAGGCGCCGCAGAAGCACCAGACGGCGCAGGUGGUGAACCCGCCGCUGGUAAAUUGUACGGCGGUGUGUCGCUCUGCAUUGGCAGUGGGGAGGGCGGACAGCACCUACACCGUCUACCACGUGCGGCGCGACGGACCAGAGGCGUUGUUCGAGGCACCCGGGCACGCGGUGAACGGGCUGUGCUACGUGGACUGGCUCUCUCCCGAUGUGUUGAUCACCACCUCCCUCUGCGGCGAGGUGACCGGCUGGAACGUUGGCGGCUUCCUCGCUGCGGAGGACGAAGAGGAGGAGGAGGGAGACUUACCAGAGGUGGUGACCGCCUUUUCUCACCGUGAGGUGCCUGGCUGCCAAUUGGCCACCGUGAACUGUGGCGAUCGCCUGGGUGAGCACAGUUACGUGUUUGGCGAUCACAUGGGAGGCGUCACGCUUGCGCGAGUAGAGCUCUAA
Leptomonas pyrrhocoris is the source of this 1116-nucleotide messenger RNA. RefSeq lists its product as hypothetical. The record is from RefSeq and is a predicted model, not a curated record. NCBI's taxonomy places the organism in Eukaryota, Euglenozoa, Kinetoplastea, Trypanosomatida, Trypanosomatidae. The coding region runs from base 1 to 1116 and encodes 371 amino acids. Gene Ontology annotation, molecular function: protein binding. The transcript has a single exon.